AUGCAAUACGUUUCCUUGUACACGAGCAUUUCGUUCGAACUCACUGAGAUCGAAUUGGUCAUUUUGCAAAAUAUCCUCGAAAUCAAAUACCGUGAUCUUGAGUAUGUUGUGAUAGAAGGCUGGGCAAAUCAUCUUCUUGAUGAACAUGGCAUCUUUUUCAAACGUCUCUUAAAUGAAGAGAAUAGGGUCAAAAAGAUUACCGACAUUGCAAAUUUGAUUUCCAUUAUCCCAUUCAAGUACAAAAGGCUCCUUUUCUCUUUCCUUCCUAACAUCAAUGAAGAUAAAUAUCUUUGGGCAUAUUCUAACAAGCUAAAAAUCGGUUCUAGUGGUGGAAAGUCGUCAAAAUUGGAACUACAUAUCCCCACGCUCAGGGAGACUACCAAAGAUACUCACUAUAAAUGGUGUCUCAAUCUUUUUUCCAAAGUACAGCUGAAACACUGGAGUGAAUUUAACGAUUUUGAUUUCGAAAGUUUUCUCUCUUUUAUAAAUCACCUAGCUCAAUCAUCCAAAGAUUUAACCGAUUUUCUGAACAAAUUCAAUGCCCCUUAUCUUAAUCAUAUACGAUUUUAUCUUUCUAUGGAAAAAAAUAGCCCCGAAUACAAAAUUGUUUCCUUAUUUCACGUCAUUUUCGUGGUUUUCAACAAGCUCCCUGAUAAAGAAAAGCUCUCAAAUUUUUUUUCUGACUUGAAAAAUAAAAAGUUCCCUCAAGAGGUGUUCGACAUUUAUGAAAAACACAGCGGAUUCCAGUCACUUCCUUCUGGGGAAUCGAAUAAGUUUGUUAAAACGCUCCCAUUGCCUCCUCCAGACUACGAAAACCUGCUAAGCAUAACGAUGGAAAGAAAAGCUCUUUCAUCAGAUUUUUUCACGGCAGAUGCGAAGUUUACAUUUUUUAGCGAUGCCGCUUCACUUGAAGAGACGUUGAAAUCAAUAGUGUCCACUGAUGAGCUUCUUGCUGGAUUUCCCCUGGGAGCCUUAAAAGACCCCAAGCUUCUCGCCCAAAUACUGCUCUGCGGGUCGAUCGAGGAACUCGGGGCCUUUUUCACUAUCAGUGCCGAAAAGACCCCAGAGUUGCUUGAUCUUUUGUGGACUCAUUUCAUCACAUUUUUCUAUUGCGAGCGUCCCUCUUUGCAAGAGAAUACUUUUUGUAAGGCCUGGAUUCGGCAAAAGAUCCCAUCUCGAGCUCGAAAUGUGCUCACAUAUAUUUGGGCUAGUAUUUUAGGGAGGCAAAAGAUGCCUAGUCAACCAUUACCGGUCACUGUGCAGGACAAAGUUUCCAUUCUCAUCGAGUUUUUCACGGAAUCCCAGCUGUAUGAAGAACAGAGGACAACCAUGUCCAACAUUUUAGACAAAAUGAUGCACGGAAGAUCGUAUGUCGUGCAGCAGGGAAUGGCCGGCGGAAAGACCACGCGUUUCGGUCCUGCAGCUGCAAUUGUGGCAACAUCGGUGCUGAGAAAACUGCCGAUCUUCAUCUUUCCAAAUUCCAUCCUCGACCAAAACAUUGUGCAAUUGCGGCAAUGGGUUUUUGACUUUUUCGGCAAAAGAGUUUUUGAAUUCAAAUCAGAACGAUCGCCUUAUGGGUACAGCGAAGUGUAUCUGCGAUAUUUGUACUAUCGACUUACAAUGGCCCAUGAUCGCGGCGAUGUGUUCGUGUCUUCGAUGAACAGCAUCCAAUGCCUGCUCAAUGCUAGGAAGGAACUGCUGUUGCAAAACACGCAGACGUCAAAGGAGUCUCUUGCUUGGGUUUUGAGGAUCUUGCACUUCAUUGAGCAUUACUCGAUAUUUGUGCUUGACGAAGCAGACGGAAUCAUGGAUGUCUCCAUUUUGUACAACUUUGACACAAACGAGGCGCAUGAAAAGAACUGGGAUGUCAUUGAUGUGCUUAUUGAGUGUUUCCUGUUUUUGAGAGACAAAAGGGUAUUCCGAUCGAAAACUGGAACCCCGAUCACCAUUUUUGAGAUCCAAGAGCCUCUUACGCCGUAUGCUGUCGAGCUUUUCAAAAAGACAUUGCAUCAAGAACUUGACCCAAUUUUGGAAAAUACUAGCCAGGAAACUCGCGCGUUGAUUAUUGAUCAGCUUUUUGUCAAUUGCUGGGAAAAGGUUCGAAAUGUGGGGUAUGGAGCAUCCAUGGAGUCUCCGUUUCCAUAUCCCAUCCCAUAUGCGAUGGCAAACACACCAAGGGAAGGCAGCAGCUUUGGAAAUCAGCUGUUCAUCAUUGCCAUUUCGCUCAAGUUUUACCUUGAAAACGAGAUGAAAGAUCUCAGCGAGCCUCCUUUAUUCUUCACAAAGGAAAAUAUCUAUUCUAUUCUGGAACUUUAUUAUGAUCAUGAAAAGCUAAAAGAAAUGAAGAACGACAUCAAAACCCAAAUCAAGAACCAAAUCAAACCCCAAAUCAAGAACCAAAUCAAACAAUUCGUUUUCGAGUCUUUCAAGUGUUUGAGAGAAAAGAUAUACGAAAAUGACGACACUCUGAAAAUCUUUUUCAGGGAAGUAGUAAUUGAAAGCAUCAAUACAUCGCCUCAUCAGAUCGUAUCAUCUGCCAUUGAAUUUAUUUUAUCUUGCAGUCAGGUGCUUGCAUAUAGCGGCACCUUAUACAAUUGGAAGAACUUUGAAGUGAUCCCGAAAGUUGACAUUGAUGUCAACCAGUCUUCUGUGAUCGAGAGACGAAUCUACAACUCGUUUUCAUUUUCUCCUCCAAAUUGCUACACGAAAGAUUAUCCCGAAAUUCGAAGCUAUGCCGCUCAAGUUCAAAAUCCAGAGCUUCUUGGCAAAAAAGAUACUCAAUUUGAUGUUUUGAUGGCCUUCAUUUUGGAAACCAGGACGACAGCAUUGUUUGAUGCAGGUGCUCUUUUGAAGGAUCACUCCAACGCCAAGAUAGCAGAUCAUAUUUUGGCUUCAAAGAGAUACAAGUGCGUGGUCUACUACGAUGACAAGGAAAAUGUGAUUGUUUAUCAAAUGGACACCGGCAGAGUUGGGAGAGAUUUGCCUGUAGAGGGCCAAUUUUUGUUUCUUGAAACCAAGUACGGUUUGAAAAACGAGGAUGUUUUCCUGUAUCUUGACGAGGCCCAUUGCUUUGGAACCAAUGUCGAUGUCAACAAUCUAUCUGCAAUUUGCGUGGUUACCUUUUCUACGCUUGUGUAUACGAAGAGCCUUUACCAAACGCUCCUAAGAGCCCGAAAGCUUUUGAAUGGAAUCUCGACUUUUAGUCGGUACACUCGUCCUAAAGAACCACGCCACCAGAUUAAGGUGUUUGUUUCUUCAAAGCUGAAACCUGACAAAGCUAUGCUUUUGACGCUCAGCGAAAACGACAGGAAAGAAUUGUCAUCGAAAAUCAACCUUUUUUCAAAGGUUAUAAACUCUGGUAAGAAGAAGACUGGCUUGCAAAAAGUUUUUACUUCUGCUCAUCUGAAUCAGCUCAAGAAGGAUCGUAAAGAGAAAUCUCUUCUACCCUGGCAAGAAUUCUUUUCCAGGGUUUUGAAGAGCUUCUGGUCUCCCGCCUACUCCUCUGCAGACAAUCGAAUUCCAAACUGGGACAGGAUUCUCAACCUGAAAGAUCGAAACUCGAUUGAUCAGCUUAAAUGGAUUUUUUUUUCUGAAAGUAUCCCGAAUUUUGAAAUUUUGGAAUUCUUUGAAAGUAACAAGAUAACGGAGAUCUUUCCCCCCGACUUUGAAAUGCCUUCCAUUCCAUUGGUUCCCAAAAGUAAUCCAUGGGAUAUCGAGACUGUUGUCCAAUCUACUCAAGAGCAGCAGUCCACCCAAGAGCAGCAAUCCACCCAAGAGCAAGAAAAUGUUCAUGAAACAGUGAAAGUUUUAAAUGUGCGUGCUGAAAGGUCUUCAGUUUUUGAAAAAUCUGAUGCUAUAUUUGAGGGUUUAAGUGUCAAAUUUACAAAUGACUUUACGAGAACAGCUGUUGGUCGCCUCAGUUUAAAUGAUGAAUACACGAAAUAUCCGGUGUUUGUUGAUGCUGUUGACGGAGAAAUGCUAUUCGCCACAAUGAAUGAUGUUGCUGAAAAGCUCAAAAAUCCCAUUCACUUUUUCUUCUCACCUGCACUGAUAAACAUAUAUAAUCUGGAAGAAUUUGACUUGGAAGACAUGCUUCACUAUCUGGCAUACUCUGGCGGUGCCGUUGGUUUUAUGGAUCUUCUGGAUAGCUCUACGAGGCUGAAAGAUAUCAUUUUUGGGUUUAUCGCAGCUCAUGAGCUGAUCUUGCAGCAAUGGAUACAAUUUGCACGAAAAUUUAAAAGAACAUCUUCAUUGAAGGUAUUAAGACACAUACAAUCGCGGUUUAAAGGUAGCACCAAGUACGAUUUUACAAAUGUUGCCAUAAAAGCCAGGAUUUCUCAAGGGAAACUAUUUAUCCUCAACGUAUGUGCAAAGAAAUCCGAAGAGCCCUUCAAUCUGAAACAGUUUAAUUUGCAUUUGCUUCUUGAUGUUUUCAAACCUUCCAAGGAAUUCAUCGAUCAACCAGAGCCAUUCUUCUAUCAGAGGCCUUCAGCGGUGUAUAAAAAGGACACUUACCUAAUGAAAAAGGCUACUAAAGAAGCGAAAGAUUUAAUUGACCUCGACCCAAAGAACGAAGAGAGAAAUGGAAAAAAAAUCGGCAUUUCGCUAGAUAACAUCACAAAUAAUAUUUUCGCUCUUCUAACAUAUACCUUCAUGGUUGGACUCGCUGUUUCUUUGAUUGGGGUAACAUUUCGCAUCUAUUCUGAUCGCUACCAUCGUCAAUAA
Molecule: messenger RNA, 4725 nt
Organism: Mitosporidium daphniae
Lineage: Eukaryota; Fungi; Microsporidia
Exons: 1
Coding region: 1-4725 (1574 amino acids)
Source: RefSeq, a predicted model, not a curated record